UGGAUUUGGAUCAAAGCCCAAACCCACGCCGGUCUCCUCCUCAAUCCUGAAGCCCUAGUUUUGCUUUCCCGCCGUUGCCUCCAGCUCCAAAGCGCCCUCCGAGCCCUCUCCGCCUGCCGACUGUUUACUGCUGCCGUGACAUCCGUCGCCUCGUCUCUUGUCUCCCGUCGCCGCGCACCGCCGGAAUCUUUCUCUGAUCCACCCUCUUUGAUAGUAUCAAUACCCAGAUUGACAAGCCGGACUAUUGUCGAGAACUCUCGAUAGAUAAGGAAUAAAAUUGGCAAUGGGGUUGCUGGACUCAUCUGGGGACUUGUCAGCGGAGAUGGAAGUGGAUGCAUUCAGGCGUCUCUUCCCACUACGCUACUAUGAGCGCCAUCUUGCCGAAUCUAUACGACCUGAUGGUCGGCCUCUUGGAAGGGCUAGAGAUACUACAGUGGCCUUGGGGGCUGUUUCUUCUGCUGAUGGAUCCGCUCUCGCAAAGAUUGGCUCUACUACAAUGCUUGCUGCCAUAAAAAUGGAAGUCAUGACUCCUUCCGCAGAAUCACCUGAUGAGGGGUGUAUAGCUAUUGAGUUCCACAUGCCACCAAUUUGCUCUCCCAUUGUUAGGCCCGGCAGGCCUGCUGAAGCAGCAGUAGUUGUGUCAAAGCAACUGUCUGACACCAUUUUGAGUUCUGGGAUGAUUGAUCUGAAGGAACUUGCUUUGGUCAGUGGAAAAGCUGCUUGGAUGGCUUACUUGGACAUAUAUUGUUUAGAUGCCGAUGGUGCACUUUUUGAUGCAGCAUUGCUUUCAGCCGUGGCUGCAUUCUCCCACUGUAAACACUUGUCUCCCUUCCUAAUAGUUCCUACUUCGUACACGUUACUGCUUUCCCUAAUCCAUGUGUCCGCUCGGUAUUCUCUUGCAGUGCAAAUCCCAGUAGUUUCGGUGAAUGACAAAGGAAAAAUAGUAGCCUUCACAGAGGAAGGUGAUGGGAGGAAGUUGGAGAAAGAAGCAGUUAACAAAGAGAAGAUAAAACUAACCCUCGGCAGCAUCCCUUUCUCACUUACAUGUGCACUACAUAAGAAGUACAUCUUGGCAGACCCCACGUCAGAAGAAGAAUCCAUCAUGGAAACUCUUGUGACGGUGGUCAUGGACUCGUCCGACAGACUUGUCUCGUUCUACAAACCUGGUGGACCCGCUCUUGCCUAUACUUCUCUUGUUACAGAUUGUGUAGCGUUGACGAGGCACAGAAUGAAAGAACUUGAGAAGAUCCUCGACGAAGCCUUUUCAGGGAUGGAGGUUGACUAGGUGUGCGGUGUGCCUACCCAUUUGAGUUUAUUUUUACGUUGAGGAUGGAUUGAUGAAUACUAGUGCAUUCCACCCGGUUGGUUGUUCUUUUGAUGUUCUCAGCGCAGCAAGGACUGCUGAAUUGCAGAACCACCAGAAUUGUUGUCCCCUGUUCGAAUACGUGCAGUCCUAACUUCACAAUUUUUGUGUUUUGGUCGUGGUGAGGUUGGGUCGGGUAGGGUUAGGGUAUGGGGGUGUGUAGAAAAGAAAUUAGGUUUUUUUUAAUGAAUGUAAUAAUGAGGUGAAAAAUAUAAAUUUUUUUUUUAUUUUUAAUAUUUUUUAGAAACCACGUC
Molecule: messenger RNA, 1617 nt
Organism: Linum tenue
Lineage: Eukaryota; Viridiplantae; Streptophyta; Magnoliopsida; Malpighiales; Linaceae
Source: the annotation of a GenBank genome assembly